AUGGGGGUACUGUCACAUACUUUUAAGCCCAAUUUUUUGGGUUUACUUAAAUUUAUAAACAACAUGAACUGGUUUAUUGUGUUUUUUAGUUUAAUUAAUCUUUCAAUGUGCAUUUACGAGGAUCAAAUUGGAAAAUUCGACUGGCGACAAACUUACGUAGGGCGAAUAAAGUUUGCUCAGUUCGACACCGUUUCAACGGCGAAAAGAAUUAUUGUGGCCACCGAAGAGAACGUAUUAGCUGCACUUAACUUGAAGACAGGUCAAGUUGUAUGGCGCCAUGUAUUUGAAAGUGCAUCAUCGGGAAAUAUACAACUCCUCCAUGUUGGUGAAAAAAUCACUACUGUCACUGGAUCCAACCCUUACUUGGUACGAGGGUGGGACUCUGCCUCAGGAGUCCUUAUGUGGGAGUGGACCCUUGCCCUCCAAAAUGAUCAGCAAGCUGUCUACUCGGAGUGGUGGGUGCAAAAUAACAAGCUAGUACACUUGCUGCCUGUAAUCGGAUCACAUUUAGAAGUUACAAUGUACAACCUACUCACUGGUAGUAAUCGUGGUGCUACGUCUAAGCUACCUGCUGUUUGGAAUAAUGAUGGAUGUGUCCUAACAGCUCCAUAUUACACUUGCGUAUCAGGAAACAUGGGGAGCCAAAUUCUGCUGUCAUUAGACGUCACAUCCAACGUAAUACAAAUCAUAAGCAAACCUUUAUCCAACUUUAUCAACCUUAAAGAGUCUAUAGGUGGAAAUUUGAGGCCUUUGGACAAUAGUGUAGUACCAGGAUUCAUAGUGGACGAUAAAAAGGUUUUGUUGAUAAAGGAGAACAGCUUUGAAGCGGUCGGAAAGGAGUUGGUCGAUGAGAUGGCAAGUGCUACUGUUAUUGAUGGCGGGAAUGAACAAGUGCUGUUGCAGACUUGGCAAGACGAUGAAAAGGGUUUCCAACUUACAGCAUACAGUAUAUCCACGAAUAGUGAGGUGACAGAGAUCCAAUGCUCGGAUCCCACGACGAGCAUUCCGGAAGCUGAAUUCCUAGCAGUGAUGUGUUCGCGCAAGGCAAAGGAACAGUACGCUUGCAGGCUUCUAGUAAAUGCCGCAGAUGAUGCUUUACACCUGAUGCAGCAAGGAGGUCGUUCGCUAUGGACACGCGAGGAAGCCCUCGCGAACGUGGUGACAGCCGAGUUCGUUGACCUCCCCGUCUCCGAUACCGAAGCGGCCAUCGAGUCUGAGUUUGACCAGAAAGAAGCUGCCAAGGUGUAUAGUUCAGUAUGGUCUGCGUUCUCGCGGCGUCUCCACACACAGUACACUCAACUGCAAAACCUGAUCAGGAAUCUGCAAGGGCAAAGCGCUCCAGAAGAUUCCACCAACGCACUGGUCCGGGACUACUUUAACCUGCAUAAGAUCAUGGUGCUUAUCACUGAAGCUGGAAAGAUAUUCGGUAUGGACAAUCUGUCUGGUGAAAUCAUCUGGCGGAGAUACGAGCCCGGCCUCGAUACUGAGGCAGUUGUGGUGUAUACGAGAAGGUCGGCCAGGCAUCCGCCUUAUGACGCUUACGUUACUAUUGUGGGCAAAAAUGAGGAAACGGGAAAUGGCUACGUCAUAAGCCUCAACCCAAUAACUGGGAACUUAGUGGGGGAGCAGACGUUGAAACUGGACGUUCGUAUCCUCCAAUGUACGUUGCUGCAUGAACCUGACUCGGAGAAACUUCACGCCCUUGUGUUGUUAGAUGAAGAUGAGACCGUGCAAGUAUUCCCGAUUUCUGCGGCGCCACUUGUUGAAAACCUAUACAUGUAUGUGGCGGAAAAGGAGACGGGGAAAGUUCAAGGUUACGCGCUCAAAUAUAACGGAGUGUCAGUGGAAGCCCAACGCACCUGGUCAGUCCAGCUAGGCGGGCCCGGCCCGGCGCAGAUAGUAGCAGUCGCGACGCGGUCCCGCCUGGAGCGGGUUCGGUCCCCGGGCAGGGCACUCGCCGACCGGAGCGUACUGUACAAAUACUCCAACCCUAACCUCGUACUGUUUGUUGUUGAGAAACCGGAUCCUACUCACAAAGAGGUGGUAACGGCAGUGGUAUUGGACGCGGUGACUGGUGCACUGCUCGGGGCAUCCUCGCAUAGGAGAGCUCGCGCUUUGCCGUUGGCGGUACAUGCGGACAACUGCUUCGCGUACCUUUACCGAAGCGAGAAGCAUCGGCGACUGGAAAUAGCCACCAUGGAGCUGUACGAAGGCCAGGAGCGUUGGCUGGAGCCGGGCGUGGCGUUCAGCUCGUUCGCGUCGGACCGCGCGCCCGCCGUGGAGCGCCAGGCCUACAUCCUGCCCGCCACCGCCGCCGCCGCCGCCUUCACCAUCACCGAGCGCUCGCUGGCCGACCGACACGUGCUGCUGGGUCUAACAACGGGGGCAGUAAUAGAGAUACCCUGGGCGUACCUAGAGGCGCGGCGCGGCCUCACUGGCGGCGACGAGGCCCUUCUCCCAUACACCCCCGAGCUGCCGCUGCCGUCGGAGGCCUCGCUCAACUAUAACCGGACGGUGGAACGCGUGCGGGGCGUGCUAACCGCGCCGGCAGGCCUCGAGUCCACCAGUCUUGUGCUAGUUACAGGCUUAGAUUUAUUCUACACACGUGUCGCGCCCUCAAAAACGUUCGAUCUCCUCAAGGACGACUUUGACUACUACCUCAUUACGAUAGUUCUGGGUGCUCUUAUAGUGGCCACCUACAGCACAAAGUACUUCGCGUCGAGGAAAAUGCUCAAACUGGCGUGGAAGUGAUGCCUAAGUUGCUAGUGAUGACGCAGUGACGUACCAGUUUGAACUGUGUUGCCAAGUGAUAAAGUUGAUAAUUGCGUGUGAUGUGAUGUGAUGUGUUUGUGAUUGACGCUAUUGUGAGUCGUCGGUGAGUUACCUCCACAAAUAUUCGUGCUUUCACAUAAGUAUUGUUUAAAAUUUAUAACCCGCACCAUUAAGAAUAGAUUUAUAAAGGAAAUCAAUGUUGUGCUUUCUCUUUUUUCAAAAUGUACCGGUGUGCGAAUGAGAUUACACAAGUACUUUAAAAUUGAGUAAAAAAAAGUUUUUUAAUUAUUACUUGAGGCAGUAUGUGGAAUAAACAUGGUAUAUGUAAAAAAAAAUUAGGGUUAAAAUACUACAUUUCACAAUACAAUACAAAUCUCUCAAAUAAUUUGCCAUGGUUCUAUGAGCCUCAUUCAUCCCCGUUGAGUAUCCUCAUCAGGCAUUAAAAAAAAGUCAUUAAAAUGAUUGCCCUAUUAAAAAAAGACUGUUAACAUUGCCCUUGCCAAAAAUGGACUUUAAUCAAAACACAAUGUGCUGGUACGAAUAUGUAUGAAGGAACCCUGAGAAUAUUUUCACAUUAUCCAAUCUGAUACUUGACUCCAUAAAUGUGUUCGGAUAACUUAGACAUCCUCAUCCUAUCCUAUUUAAAGAGGUUUAUUUCAUAAAUUACGACAUGCCUGAAUAUCGACUUUUGAUGUCAAUAUUACACUGGUUAAUGUGGAAAUUCUGUAAGAUAAUAUGGAACACAUAUGUUUUAAUAGUUAUUUAUCUUACAAAUGAAGUUAGUUGAUAACAAAGAUCACGCCGCUAUUUCUUAAUAGCGUCGCGUCUUUUUGUAUCAAAGCACACGAUUUCAAUAUAUUUGUAAGUGAAAGCCUUGCGAAACUACUCCUUUACUGAUUUUACUGAAGAUUGAAAGGAAAAAUAUACUUAGAAGCUUUUGUAGGCAUGUACUGCGGUUAUAUUUUUAUUGCAGCUAUAAUAUUUCUGUGUAAAUUUUUCCUCUACUGUCAGAUGCAUUCUUCGUUCAGAGUAAGAAAUUCUUAAGCACCAUGGAUAGAGUAAUGCUGAAACGAUUCUGCGAGAUGUUAUCUGCGAUUUGGUUACUUCUUAUCCAGCUAUUGAAACAGCUUUAAAGCUAUUACAACUGUGAAAUAAGGCACCACUUGCAAAUGUAUUGAACGAAUUAAUAUGUAUAAAUAAUUUAGGCAUUCAUAGUGAAAGGUAUUCUGUCUCAUAUUCUGCAAAUAUUUUGCCCAUUCUAACAUUGGUGCGACCCUUAAAUGGCCAUCUCAAUAACUCACCUUUAGAAAGGCUAUGUAAAUCUUCCCUUAUAAACUCAAAGAUCGCAAGUUAAAAGCAAAUAUACAUACAUGUUACAUUAAUAUUCAUAAUCAACGCACUGCCAAAGAUCUACUAUAUUUAAUGAUAUGUGAAUUUUAUUAUUCUUCUCACUAUAAUUUAUUCGGGUUAAGAAAUAACCUAUUGGAAUGUAUUUUAUUGGACUUGUUAAGCAAAUAAGGAGCAAAACAAUAUCAAAUACUAGCGGUUAGCGGUUAGCUCCUUUGUCAGAUCAAUGCUUUUUAAUCAGAAUUUAUGGUCAGAUUUGUAGAACUUACUCGCUACAAACAAAAGUCUCAUUCCUUACCCAAAUAAAUUACAAAUUGCUAAUUAUAUAACUCAUUCACUAUGGCUAUUCAGUUAAAACUUAAAUAGUUAUCUAUAAAAUUGACUUUUAGGUAAUUUAUAUAUUAUAUAUAUUUAUAAGUAUAUAAAUAGGUAUGUGAUUGUGCAUAGUGUGUUCAAAUUAAACAGAUAAUGAUGUUAACUUAUUUGUAAACCAAGGCAGCCAAUCAGAAAAGUAUUGCUGUCAAUGAUUAACAGUUAGCUCAUUGGCAGAUUUAUGAUUUUUUGUCAGCUCAUUUGUAAGAUUUAUGAUUUUUUGUCAGCUCAUUUGUAAGAUUUAUGAUUUUUUGUCAGCUCAUUGGUCACAUUUAUGAUUUUUGUCAGCUCAUUGGUCAUAUUUAUGAUUUUUUGUCAGCUCAUUAGGCAGAUUUAUGAUUGAUGUGUCCGCUCUGGUCAAUUUAGUAACAGUAUAAUAACAGACUAAUGCCCGUUUUCACUACCGACAAGGCAAUGCCUAAAUAAGUAACGCCUAAUCUAAGGAGAUCCCUAGGCAUACAUCAACCGUUCCCCAAUAGCUACCACCUAUGAGUUGGUGAAACAUAUCAUUUCUAUAGACAUAGCCUGAAUCAUUAGGCAUUCGAUCUAGGCGAUGGCUAGGUUUAGCGUAAACGGACAUAAAGCAUUGUUGUUACCGGCAUUUCUUGUUCAUAAUAUAUAAGACAGGCUUAAUGGUCUGCAUCCCCUUGAAAAGUAUGGUACUAUUUUUAGACAUGUCAAUUUAAUUUAGAGUUUUAUGUAUAACAAAAUUUUAAACCGUGUAAGUACCUACAUAGUUUUGUAUAAAUUUGUGAACCUGAUUGGUGGAAUUUACAAAUAAAUUAGCAUCAUUGCGAUUGUCUGUACAAUAUAGUUGUGAAUUUAUAGAAAUGCUUGUCUAAACCCUAAGGCCCUUAUUAUUAAACGUUGCAUAGAGUUGAAAUAGUUAUACAAGUACUGGUGGCAAUUUUUCUGCAUUCUUAUGUCAUUAUUUGCGAAACGUUUGGUACAGGUUGAUACUGACUCAACUACAGUCUGAGGGGCACUUGUCACAGUGACAGACCCUUUCAAAUGCGUGACUUACCAAAUGUUAUGCCACGUUUAUUAAUCAGGCCCUAAAUAAAUUAAUAAUAGUAUAUUAUAGUUUAUUUAAAUAAUUAUACAAGCUUUUUUGAACCGUAAUGGACUUAAUGAAAUUUUCACUUAUGGAAUGUUCCUAGUAAGACACACGGUACUCUUUUUAAAAGUUAUGCUGGGUCGCCAUAUACGUACAUGCUCGUCGUUUUGAAAUGAAUUCAAGCGAAUUCUGAAGUGUACGGUGGGUAUUUUGUAGAUAAAUGAAAAAUAAUAUGAACGUUCUUUUUAUUAUUCGGUUGGCGGUGUGGGCAGCGACCCAGCUUUCUGCGUCCGGCCGUGGGUUCAAUUACCACAACUGGAAAAUGUUUUUGUGAUGAACAUUAAUGUUUUUCAGUGUCUGGGUGUUUAUCUGAAUAUUAUAAGUAUUUUUAUGUAUUCAAUUACAUAAUAAUACCCUACCUAGCCUAGCCGUAGAAAUAAAGCAUAUUACUGAUCGGUUUUAACCCCUUAUAUUUUUUUCUGUCUUGCAUUAAGUUCGUUAGGCAUAUGUGUGUGGAGACCCAGCUUAACGAUGCUUGGAAAAUCUUCCAAUUACUCAAUUCUUCUCUAUUAAUUUAACAUCUGUGUCAUUUUAAAUUGCAUUUCAAAUAGUCAAUUAAGUCGUGCUAAUUUUGUUGUACAUAAAUCGUAAGCGGGCUGCGGGACACUUCCAAAACUUAUGCCAUCUUUGUCAACUAGGAGCAGUUGGAAAAGGACGGCAUUACGUUCUAGCAGACUUUGAGAAGGUUAUCAAUUCGAAGUAAAAUAUCUACGCAAUAGUAAACAGACAAAUAUUUUGAUUCUGUUUAUAUCCUGUCGCUUUUAAUAUGAUUUCAGUGUACAACCGAAUUAGCUCUAAUAUAGCUAUAAAAUGAAAAUAAACAAUCUGGGAGAGCGUGAUUUUUUUUGGGGAUGUUAGAUUAAAAGCUGAAACUUUGUUUAGGUGUUUUUCUUCUGAAACCUAAAAAAAGAAGACUUGCAAUUUAUGGAAAAUAGAUACUUUGGGUGGUUUUAUGACGCUGCUAAUUUAAAAGUCAUCGUUGUUUUGCUUGCUUUUAUUGUAACACAAGUACUGGUGUCCAUUUUUCUGCAUUCCUAUGUCAUUAUUUGCGAAACGUUGGGUACAGGUUGAUACUGACCAACUACACUCUGCGGGACUGUUGGUGUGCUGUUUUAUAGAAAACCGUAGGGAAAAAUUAAACACAGUAUUAGAAAAAUUCAAAUUAUUUGAACAUAGUGCCUCUUUCCCCCUUCGUUUUUUAAAUUCUACACACAAAAAACUCGAUAUGAAUUAAAAACUGGUAGGUAAGCCGGGCACCAUACUAAAAUAUUCAACUUUUGAAAUAUUUUAUUGGUAUUGUGUACUGCUGCUGACUAGGUUUUCUGAGAUCUAUACUAGAAGUAUAAAAAAAAAAAAAAACUUUAUUCCAAGAAAACUUAACAGAAAAACCUUACUGCGUAAAGUAACAUUACACAGUGACGACCAUAAUAUCAACUGCAUGUAAGUUCAAAUGAGGUGACAUUACUUGGAACCCACCGAGUGCGUCAUUAAGGUCUACUUUGCUUUAUACCGAGGUAAGGUGCUUACAAACUAUCACUUUAUGACUUUUAACCUGAAUAAAACACACCUUCCAAAUUUUUACGCCCUCCCGGAUCAAAACGUUCACUGCAAUACAAUACAAUACAAUACAAUAUAGGCGGAAACACACUUUUGAAACGUUGUUUUGUUUGUAGUGUAAUGCUAGUUAUAGAAUAUACUAUUUAUUUGAUUUAACACAACGCGCGUCGCGUUUUAAAGAGUAUGUUUCCACCAAAAUAAACGUCAAUGCCUUUAUUAUGCCUUAAUAAGUGUUUCUAAUAAUAAACUGGUAAAACGAUUCAGUUUGUAAGAAUGGCAACUGAUCAUUCGUUUUAGAUGAAGAUUGUGAACAUUUAUUAUUACGAUGAUCAUAACUUUAUACUAUGUUGAUGAUUUUUAUACUACAAUGAUCAUCAUAAUAUUGGACAAGUUGAUGAUUUUCAUUCAUUGAUUUAAUGACGAUGAUUACAGUGAUCAUGAUAUAAUGAUUUUAAUCACGCGUUAUUGGACGAUUAUUGUUUUUAAUGGAUCAUAAAAGUUAUAAAUAUGUAUUACCAAGUAAAAUAACAUAAAUAGUUAAGAUUAAAGAUGUUUAUUGUUUAGCUAGUGCAAUUUAGGUAUAUAUCAUUAUUUAUUGCGAAGAUGGUUUGUUUAUAAUAUUUAUAUCGAUGUAAUGACCAUUCCAAAAAAGAACAUCAAUUAAUGAUAGCGAAUUAUAAUGUAGGAACCUUGUAUGUAACAUUUAAAAAAAUCCUAUACAAUUUUUUUCUGCACACGUUGAAUUUAAACUAAAAAAGAGUUGUAACUGGAUUCUGUUAAGGUAUGCAAAAAAAACAGGUGCCUCUAAACGAGAUUUUAGGGCUAUUCUCUGAGUAGCAUUGGUUCUCCAAGAAUUUAGUGACUUUUCUAUAGAAACCAAUGUAGGUUUAUUAGAUAAUAUGCAGCUUCAUCAUAGAGUAUCCGGUUUUUGUUCAUACAAAAUUCAAAAUUCAUUUAUUUCAAGUAAGCCCAGUUUAUAAGCACUUUUGACACGUCAAGUCAGUCUGUUAGUAGUGACUCUACCCACCACACCUUGUUAUAUAUGUUUAUGUGUAUAUAAUAGGACUUUAAAUAAGUCAUUCUGUUACUUUACGGCUUCUUCGGUCGACAUAGCAAACUUUAGUUUUCUUUCUCAAUAGCAAACUAUCGAGAAAAGCUUAAAAAUUCGUAGGUGCAUUAAAACUGCAACCUGUUCAGGAAUUUUAAACUCAUACAAACGUGGGAUUAUGCUGUUUACGCCUCUUUUUGCUGGGCGCAUACUCGUAAUACUCUUUCAGUCUCACUACACGAGUACUACUCGUGUAGUGAGAGAGUGAGUAUUAUGUGUCUGUAAGACGGCGGUACUCCCGAACUGAUAAAGCGUCUUGAAUGCAGUUUCCUUGUGUUUAUAAUAUGUGCUACUUUUACUAAUAUAGGUAUACUACAACUUUUGUAAGUUACAACGACGUGUACCUGCGAAGGUAUAAUUAUAAUUAUUAAGGAAUUUUAACUAUCGUGAGUUAGAUGCAUUUUAUUUUAUUUUUAUUUAAAAAAAAAAUCGGCCAAUCUCCGACAAAAAAUAUUUUAGACCCGCACCACGUGUACGCUCGAAAUAUCUUCAUCCGCUUUUCACUGUUGCGUACACGUAAGUGAUACAUCCGAAGCUAUGUUUAUCGUUUAGGAUGCAUCAUUUCAAACCUAAACAUUUCAUUGAUAUUUACAAUCAUUUGAAUCAAUGUUACAUUACCCCUUUCGGCACUCACGAAUAUUUACCAUGUAACUUGUGAAAGUUAUAAAAUUUGAGAUGUUAUCAUUUGUUGCAUUAAAAUAUCGUUUCUUGGUCGUUCUUAUAAAAAAAUAUCAAAUUCUGUUUUAUAAUUUUUGUCUUGCAGAUUUUCCACCACUGGGCGAAUUUGACCGAUUUAAAACGAGGAGUAUAAGUCUAAAUUACUUUAACGUACAAUUCUUAUCCUUAGAGUACCUGAUCAUGUCGCAAAUCGGAGUUAAGAGUAGGUACGGUACGAUUUUAAUGCAUUUGUAAUUCGGGGCCCUUUACACUCGGGCUAGAGAGACGUUCUGCAUUAGAAAAGUUUUUCAGUUGGCGUGCACUUCUAAUGUAGACUGUCUGUCGAGACCCUAGCAAUGAUUUUAAACUGUGGCAUCAAAAUAAAAUGGAACUUAUUCAACCAGUUCUUAAAGCUCGAAUUCGCGCGAACUUAAACAACUUCGCUCUUGACGCAACGUUCAGUUAGAACAGAAUUUAAAAGUUAAGCAAUUUAGUAGUGUUUUCUACUUAGGUACCUACAUAUUAUUCUUUAUUGUUCUUUAAAAACAGCAGAAGUGUGUCUGAACAAAAUGAUAGGUCGAAUGUUUCUUUAUUUCUAUCAUUGUAGUUAAGUACUGAGUGUAAUAAAUACGCGAAUUACACGAAUUUAGUUCACCUAUUCGAAUAAAUAUUUUCUUUUGUAAUAACAGAUUAAUCAAUAUUAAAAUAAGUGGUUAGUUAAUUCUUUCUUAAACAAUAAAAUAUGGAACAUUGUUAUUUAGAAGUUAAGGUUAGGUACAGUAUUAAUGGCGUUUUUAUUUUCACAUCUACAUCUUGAUUACGUAAUUGUUGAUUACCAUCCUUAAUGAUAUUUUACAUAAGUCUUUAUCAUAAGUUAGCUGUGUUUUUACGAUAACGGAUAACGACGUUUUGGAUUCGAUUCCAAAAAUGGCUAAGUUUUAAUGUAUGAAAAAACAGUGCUCUACUCUAAAAUCCAGAAAGCACGUUAUACCCGUCUCACCGUAUUGGACCAGAGCAGCAUUGAGCUAAAACCCUUUCUCCAAUGAGAGAACCGUAUUAUGACGAAGCAGACCCGGAUCUUUAAUUUUUCCGCAAUGCACUAAAUACAUUUUACGUCCAGCUUUUUGUGUUUUUUUAUAUCUCUUAAAAUAGUAGGCACCUAUUUAUUACUGCAUUUUUUUUAGUUUGUCUUUAAGAGAAAAAUUAUUGCAACAAAGUUACGUAAUCAACACUCAGGACUAUAAUUUCGUUUUAUUUUAUAUUGUAAGUAUAUGGUUUAUGUUUAAUAAUACUAUAUUUAAGGUAUUACGUAAACAUUUAAAAACAUGUAAUAUCCCAUUUUUUCACUAUAUAAUCAAAAAAAAUGCAAUAAGUAUAAUGAAUGAAAUAUUAAUAAAACUGCAUUCAGGUAUUUUAUACUAUCGGGGUGAAAGAUGUGAGGUUUGGGAUAAAACGGGUUUAUUGGUUCUGGUAAAGAAUUUGUUUUCAAUAAUAAAUAAAAACAGUUAACUACUGCC
Molecule: messenger RNA, 10447 nt
Organism: Pararge aegeria (speckled wood butterfly)
Lineage: Eukaryota; Metazoa; Arthropoda; Insecta; Lepidoptera; Nymphalidae
Gene: EMC1
Product: ER membrane protein complex subunit 1
Exons: 17
Coding region: 1-2751 (916 amino acids)
Biological process (GO): protein folding in endoplasmic reticulum
Cellular component (GO): EMC complex
Molecular function (GO): protein binding
Source: RefSeq, a predicted model, not a curated record